Molecule: messenger RNA, 913 nt
Organism: Bolinopsis microptera
Lineage: Eukaryota; Metazoa; Ctenophora; Tentaculata; Lobata; Bolinopsidae
Exons: 4
Coding region: 34-741 (235 amino acids)
Cellular component (GO): myosin II complex
Molecular function (GO): calcium ion binding
Source: RefSeq, a predicted model, not a curated record
UGGCUGUGUGUUGGGUGAUACGAGAAGGAUGUAAUGGUCAUGUACGGCCUUGAGUCGGACUUUGCCUCGGACAGGGACAUCUUCUCAGACCAGGACAUAUUUUCGCUACCUCUAUCAGAGGAUUCGUACAUGUUCCAGCAGAAAAAUCCCGCCAGAAAGGGACCCCCAAUCAGGAACCAAUUGAUCAGGUCCCACAACAGCACCCCCUGCACGCGCUCCAGCACCCCCUCCGCAAACCCUCGUGCCAGCAAACUUCAGACUAUCUUCAAGCGUGACAGCCCUCUGAUACCUGUUACCUUGACUUUAGACCAAGUGAUGGAAUAUGAGUCCGCGUUCAGGAUGUACGAUAUCAACGGAGACGGUGUUAUUUCUGUGCUCGAGUUUAAAACUCUUCUCCACACUGUCGGUUUAAAGCCAUCAGAUGAGGAAGUAAUGGAAAUGAUAGAAAGUGUAGAUAUAGACGAUAACGGGGUCCUCUCCCUCUGCGAAUUCAUCAGACUCAUGUCAAACAAGCACAAACCUUUUGUCACCCCCAAAGCUCAGUUUGAGGCAGUUUUCCGAGCGUUUGACUCCGACGGUAACGGUCAAUUGAGUCGGGAGGAAUUCAAAAAGUCUCUGUUCAGCGUGGGUCAAAGGUGCAGUGAGGAUGAGUUUGAGAAUUUGAUGGGCGAACUGGACCGAAAUAUGGACGGUCGAAUAAGUAAAAAGGAGUUUCUUAGUGUGUUUCUCACGCAAGAAUAGUGGCUAAUAGGGCUUCAAGUUCAGCUUGAUCGGAAAUGGGACUAUGAUUGGGAGCUCGCCUACACGGAGAAUACUUGUUUGUCUACUUUUGGAGAGGUUAAGCGUCGGGUAGAAGAUAUUACGGGCUCUUUUUAUUGAUCUUUCAGCUAUUUGAUUUCUGGACAGAUAUUUU